AUGCUGGCGGAAUUACUCCUAAUCUGCAAGGCCCUCGGCCUCACCUUCCAGCAAAUCUACACACACCUCAGUCUCGCCCUCUCGCCGCGUCUCCACCGUCUGACCUACCGAUCUGUCGAACACCCGCACAACGUCGUCGUCAUUGGUGCCUCGUUUGCCGGAUAUCAUGCGGCUCGGUGCCUGGCUAGUUCUUUACCAACCGGCUAUCGCGUCGUAAUCGUUGAGAAGAAUACCCAUCUCCAGGUGACGUGGGUGUUGCCACGAUUUAGCGUCGUUAGGGGCCAUGAGCACAAGGCGUUUAUUCCCUACGGAUCAUAUUUGUCGACAGUACCGAGGGGCUCAUACGAGUGGGUGCGGGAUACGGCGGAACAGAUUCUAGUGGAUGAAGAUGGGAGGGGGAAGGUUCAGUUGGGGUCUGGCGAGGCCGUCGACUUUGAGUAUCUGGUUAUAGCGACUGGCGCGUCGGGGACGUUGCCAUCUCGGGUGGGAUUGACGACGAAGAGAGAGGGCAUGGAACUUGUGACCACCGAGCAAGAUAGGUUGAUGACUGCGACAGACGUGGUCGUUCUGGGCGGUGGUCCAGCUGGAAUUGAGUUGGCAGGGGACGCGAAGUCAAGGUAUCCGGAGAAGAAUGUCACGUUAGUGCAUUCACGGAAGUCAUUGCUCAACGACAACUUCGGACCGACGCUGGCAAAGAGAGCGUUUGAAGAGUUGGUGAAUGUCGGAGUCAGUGUGAAAUUGGGAGAGAGGGCCAAUGUCGACAGCAUCGAGGAGACAGGGACGGUGCGGUUACAUUCUGGGGAAACGAUCCCUUGUGAUUAUUUGGCGAAAUGCAUUGGGCAACGGCCGAAUUCCUCUCUGAUACAGGCACUGUCACCCAAGUCGGUCUCUGCGUCAGGACAUAUCCGGGUUAGGCCUACAUUGCAGCUCGCUGAUUCGACAUUAGACCGAAUCUAUGCAGCAGGCGAUGUGAUUGAACUGAACAGUAUUAGAAAUGCGCGCUCGGCGUUUGAGCAGGCACAAUAUGUCGCCAACAACAUUGUCGCUUCCAUCCGGUCUAAGAAGCAAGCCGAGUAUCAUUAUCGCUGGUGGGAGGGCGCAACGAAAUUGACACUAGGCCUGACGAAAACGGUGGCGUAUAUGAGUGACGGAUCGGCGGAGAUCAGUCUCUCUAUGAAAGGCAACGAAGAGAUGGACAGUCCCAUGAUCUGGCGAUUCUUCGGAGCCAAGGCGUUCGUGGACGAGACAGACAAGGUGGAUUAA
Molecule: messenger RNA, 1263 nt
Organism: Aspergillus melleus
Lineage: Eukaryota; Fungi; Ascomycota; Eurotiomycetes; Eurotiales; Aspergillaceae
Product: NAD(P)/FAD-dependent oxidoreductase
Exons: 3
Coding region: 1-1263 (420 amino acids)
Cellular component (GO): cytoplasm
Molecular function (GO): electron-transferring-flavoprotein dehydrogenase activity; flavin adenine dinucleotide binding
Source: RefSeq, a predicted model, not a curated record